GGGAAGGGCUGGAUGCUGUCCAGGAUGGGGUGCAAGAAGUCCAAGUUCCUACGGGAGGGAGGCAAGGCCUGGAAAACGGAGCCACACACCAACCCGCACAAUCCUGUGUAUGUGCCUGACCCCACUUCGCCCAGCAAGAUGGGGCCAAACACCAACAAUGGGAACCCCCCAGGCUUUGCGGAUGAUGAUUAUCAGGAAGCAGGCUCUGAGGACAUCAUCGUGGUUGCCCUGUAUGACUAUGAGGCCAUUCACCGUGAAGACCUCAGCUUCCAGAAGGGGGACCAGCUGGUGGUCCUGGAGGAGUGGUUCUUCAAGAAGGUCAGCCGGAAGGACGCAGAGCGACACCUACUAACUCCAGGCAACAUGCUUGGCUCCUUCAUGAUCAGAGAUAGCGAGACCACCAAAGGAAGCUACUCCUUGUCUGUGCGAGACUUUGACCCCCAGCAAGGAGACACAGUGAAGCAUUAUAAGAUCCGGACGCUGGACAGUGGGGGCUUCUACAUCUCCCCAAGGAGCACCUUCAGCACACUGCAGGAGCUUGUGGACCAUUACAAGAAGGGGAAAGAUGGACUGUGCCAGAAGCUGUCGGUGCCCUGCAAGACCCCCAAGCCACAAAAGCCAUGGGAGAAAGAUGCCUGGGAGAUCCCCCGGGAAUCCCUCAAGCUGGAGAAGAGGCUUGGAGCGGGGCAGUUUGGAGAAGUCUGGAUGGCCACCUAUAACAAGCAUACCAAGGUGGCAGUGAAGACGAUGAAGCCAGGGAGCAUGUCGGUGGAGGCCUUCCUGGCAGAGGCCAACUUGAUGAAAACCCUGCAGCAUGACAAGCUGGUGAAGCUGCACGCCGUGGUCACCCAGGAGCCCAUCUACAUAGUCACAGAGUUCAUGGCUAAAGGAAGCCUGCUGGACUUUUUGAAAAGUGACGAAGGAAGCAAACAGCCCUUGCCGAAGCUCAUUGACUUCUCUGCCCAGAUCGCAGAAGGCAUGGCCUUCAUCGAGCGCAGGAACUAUAUUCACCGAGACCUCCGAGCUGCCAAUAUCUUGGUCUCUGCAUCGCUGGUGUGUAAGAUCGCCGACUUUGGCCUGGCCCGGAUCAUUGAAGACAACGAGUACACGGCUCGGGAAGGGGCCAAGUUCCCCAUCAAGUGGACGGCUCCCGAAGCCAUCAACUUUGGCUCAUUCACCAUCAAGUCAGAUGUCUGGUCCUUUGGUAUUCUGCUGAUGGAGAUUGUCACCUUCGGCCGGAUCCCUUACCCAGGGAUGUCAAACCCAGAGGUGAUCCGGUCACUGGAGCAUGGCUAUCGGAUGCCUCGACCAGAGCACUGUCCAGUGGAGCUCUACAACAUCAUGACACGCUGCUGGAAGAACCGCCCGGAGGAACGGCCCACCUUUGAGUAUAUCCAGAGUGUGCUGGAUGACUUCUACACAGCCACGGAGAGCCAGUACCAACAGCAGCCUUGAUGGCAGGGCAGGGCGGGGCCUGAGCCAAGAUGGUGUCUAUGUGGUAGCUCCAGCAUGGCCUACAGUCCUUCACCCUUCCCUCUCCCCACUCACCCUUUGCUCCAGCCACAUCUUCCUCAUUUGUCAAGCGGGUGGGUUAGACUGGAUAAUCUCUUCUUGACUCUAGUAAUCUGCAAUCUCAAAAGAUCCCAAAGUGAUAUUUCUGUUGCUUGAUAUGGUUGAAUUCCAGUUACAACUGUAGUUUAGAUAUUAAAAUUUUUAAAUAAUGAAAAUAAGUAUUUAAAUAAAUGAUAAAGGCUUUACCAAAAA
Dipodomys ordii (Ord's kangaroo rat) is the source of this 1764-nucleotide messenger RNA. RefSeq names its product HCK proto-oncogene, Src family tyrosine kinase (gene Hck). The transcript has 12 exons. The coding region runs from base 13 to 1455 and encodes 480 amino acids. Gene Ontology annotation, cellular component: extrinsic component of cytoplasmic side of plasma membrane. The record is from RefSeq and is a predicted model, not a curated record. Gene Ontology annotation, biological process: protein phosphorylation; cell surface receptor protein tyrosine kinase signaling pathway; innate immune response. Gene Ontology annotation, molecular function: signaling receptor binding; non-membrane spanning protein tyrosine kinase activity; ATP binding. Lineage: Eukaryota; Metazoa; Chordata; Mammalia; Rodentia; Heteromyidae.